AUCAAGCAGAUCAUGCGUCCAACAGCUGCACGAUCAAAUCGAUCAUCUGUAUAUCAUCCUCGAUCAUCCCCAAUUCCAAGUCCAUCGACGACGUCCGUUUAUCAUCAGCCACAACAACAAAUUCUGUAUGCUCCUAUCAGUAAUCCAAUGGUGACUCUUCAACCAUGUGGAACAGUGCUUCAUCCUUCAUACGUUUAUCCGAGCGUUCAAUCUCACAUUGGUUCACCGAAUUCCGCUGCUUUGCAUCUUCAAGGUAAGAACAAUCGAUGGCACUCUAAGAACAAGCCAUCCCGCGGUCAACUAUACUACCAACAACAACAGCCGCUUUCUUGUAAUCCGAAACCCGUGGUGCUCCUUGACCAACCGUCUUCCAGCAUCGCUCCGAUCCCAUCGUCGACCACAUCCUACUUAGUAGCUUCGUCCACAUUCGCUCAUGCUGAACCGUUGUCCAGCCAACAUUACAACAAUUCCGGAGUAACGCAUCUGUUACCGCAAUCGUUCAACUUUAAGCCGUCAAACGUACAGACCUUCUGCCUCAUCCAAGACCGACAAAACGCCCAGCAACAGCAGCAGCAGCAUCCGAUGCAGGCUUCUUACUACAACAUCUCGGCCACAAACACCUGCAGUCUGCAAACCGUUAACGCCAACUCAUCCUUCCCUCUUCCUUCCAACAUCAAUCCUUACACCAACUUAGCUACCUUCAAUACCAAUCAGUUUCCGAUGACGGUGCGAUCCUCUCCGCUCUUCACGAAUCCGCCUGUUGGUCUAAUCCUCGCUCCAACGCGCAAGGACAACAAAUCUUUACCCGUGUUAGAUCUCUCGCCGGUCAAACACGACGCGAACAAGACACCAUCAAGCGUAUGUGAAUCUCAAGUCGUUCCUGUCACUCAUAGCGACAAUUUUAACAGCUGGCCGCCUCAGAUCGAGACGUCUGCCAAGAAUUCGUGCGAUGCGCAUACUGCGAGCAACAACAAAAGUCUCGAAUCUGCUGAUCGCGAUUCGCAAAAGCCCAUUUCCGCGAAGACAGACGAGGAACAUUAUUCGGAUGAAUCUUCGAUCAGCUUCGACUUCACCAUCGAGGCCGAGAAAAUGGUUUCCGCUCUGUGCAAUACCACAUCCUCGAACGAUUUGAAUAAGGAAGAAUCAAAACCCGAUAACAAAACUGAUUCCGCGGCGUUGUUUAGCGGUGCCGGAGACAACGUAUCUAACAGGACGAAUUGGUUCACCGAUUUCUGCUCCGAGUACGAGAAUGGAACGUCGAUAGGUGUUCAAACAGAUGCCUAUCCGAAUACCGAUAGAUCACAGUAUCCAGAGUUGAUCCGGAAGACGGCUUAUUGGGGAUGCACAGAAGCCGAGAUCGUGCUCGGCUCCAACAAUUCGCAAACGGACGACUCAAAACAAACCUGGUUAACGUGUCUGUCAUCCGCCACUAGGACGGCAAUCACCAAGUCUUCGAUAUGUAUCCCGGUCUUCGCGGGAGAUCGAGUUCUCGCCAACGAUCUUAUAAACGCGCUUCUACGUAUUAGCAACGGAUGGCUGAGUCUCGAUAAUUACUUGAACAAACAACACUUUCCCAAUUUGUUCGACAGAUUGGAGCCCGAAUUGAUCGCAUGCUUUCAUACGUGGGAAGAGAGCACAUGCCAGUUGUUGAAGCAAAUAGUCCGGACUUUUCAGAAAUUCGGAGAGAAUAAUGAAGUGACAGAUGAAAAAUACAACACGAAUUGCGAAUCGUCCUCAUUUCCAGGUGACGUGUCGCUCUACAUGAACUAUAAUCUCUUCGCUCAGCCGUCUUCGAGUUCCUUUACUCAGCAGAACACAGUUAGAAAAGCCUCUUCUCGGGAAUAUCUACCUAGUGUUACGUCGACGCCGCUGUCAACGAGUAGUCUACAUAAUUUUCAGUACACUUCUGACCAACAAGAGCAGCAAUCGGCUGCUCAGAAAGAAAGUAAAUUACGAAGCAAGUGGACGAUUACCGAGAAUUUAUCGUCGAUGAUUAAUACUACCAAGUCCGUGCCUAACGUGUAUCAUGCGACGGAUAUCGGUGGUCUGGCGAAUACCAAACUUCGUACGAAGAACGCAUCCACGUCCCGGAAGAUUGAGUCCUCUCAAAAAUCACUGAAUGCCGAGUUCUGUCAACUGAGGGAUAAAGUGAUGGUGAGCAACGUGGAUGCGGCGAAACAAGACAGAAGACAAGCCCGAAAACUAAAGUUUAGAUCGGAAACUAAACAUUCAGGGUCACAUAAUAAUACCGAUCAGUCAACGAUGAACACUCCUCCUCUAACUUACAGUGGAUUAUACGCGCAGAACUCUUCAUCCUUCACAUUUCCUUUGUCCAGUCACCCAAGCUCUUCAUCAUAUCCCGGGUCCAACCCGGGAAUCUUAACUUACAGCGGUCAUCCUUCUUCUUCGGACUAUUCUUAUCCGAUUACCGAUAUUAAUUCGAAAAGCAGUAGAAAUUCCGAGCAAAAUUACGGAAGUAAAAGCGCUAAUAUCCAUUCGGCUUACGUCGGCAGACCGCAAACCGAUCAGACAGAAUUUCCAACUGUACCCAGGAAUAAGAUGACUCUGCUCAGCCAAAUUGAGCCGAGAACGUUUGACAAGGAGUCUAAGGAAAUGGCUGCCAAUCUGUCGGCCUGGUUCGCCAGCAUGAGAAACGCGCAGCCUCCGGCGACCACGUCUACUUUCGAGGAGUUCAGGAUGAAUGAAAACUCGGAGUCGCGAUUAUUUGCCCAGCAAGAGAUGCCCAAGUUCUCGACGCAGUCCAAGCAGCCGCAGAUAGAUGCGAAUCGACAAUUUCAAGCCUUGCAGAACCUGCCGAAUAUUCAGAGCACACCAUGGGCUGCCGCUAAUUUCGUCAAUCGUCAUCAGACGACGCAACAUGCGCCGGAAGAGUACGAUAGUUCCGAGGACGUGCGGGUGUACAUGAAACCGGGAAGUUACAACGUUCCACGCAAGAGGCACCAGAGAAGAUCCAAUCGUCGACAAUCGGACAACAGCAAUGCGACGUCUCGCAACGCGAGCAGUCAUUACAAUGUAGGCAGCAAAGGGAAGAACAUAUCGAUACUCGCAUCCUCGACACCUCUGUCACAUGCAAACGCGCCGACCAUCAGUAACUCAACGCUGAUCAAGACAUCGUUUCCGCCGGCUUCGCAGUUGCCUGCUCCUCUGUUCGACCUGGAGAACUCGCCUAGGAUCUUAAAACACGCAGAAUCUUUAUCGCAGGACGCUCAUCAGGAUAUUACGUGGAAAGCUGCCUGCGCUUCGGCCGAGAUACUUCUCGAGGCUCUUAACGUAAAGGACUCCGGCAAUACGUGCAAGAAAAUUGAUUGCAAUGAUAAUAAUGAAAAAGAUGAUAAGAACAAGAAUAAUGAGACGUCACAGCAGAACGAUCUGAAGUUACUAAAGCACAAUAGCGUCGAUUAUGCCUCAUCCUAUGAAGCUUCCGAAGAUGACUCGGGGUCCACAUGUAAAUUAUCGCCCAAUACGAGUGUACUAUCAGCAUCCCAGUUGUGUGAAGAAGAGAAUGCUUUCGGCAUCAAGACCAACGUGAAGACGGACUCCUGGCUGAUCAGGACUCUCAAUAACGCGAGUAUCGUCGGCAAACAGAAGCAACAACACAAGGACGACGUAGAUCUACGAAGUUUGGAAUCUUCGAAUAGCUCGGAAAUUGCUGAUGUAAAACUAGAUCAGGUCGCAGCGUCGUCAAUUGCGGAUGCAGAUACGAAAACUCCUGUGACAGUCGUCAACAGGGAAUAUCCAGCGAUCUCCUCUCGCGAGCACAUCUCUGGUUCUUUCUCGCGAAACGACGAAACGUCGACGAAAGAAUCGGAAAGUUAUGUUGGACGAGCUACAUAUUCCGAGACGGUGCGAAGAUCCAUGAAACCGAACAAUAUUUUGGACAGAAAAGAGCCGAGUAAGUCAUCAUCGUCGACGGCUACCGUAAUACCGAUUCCUGGCCGCAAGUGUCAGAGAAAAGAUCCCGAACAAUCUUAUCAGCUUCUACACAAAUCGCGAAGAUCAGCUGAUAAGAAGACAGGGAAGAGUGCAGGCGGCAACGAUUUCCAACUGGAAGAAGGAUCGUGCGCGAAAGUCAGCGGUGCUAAGUCGAACAAUGUAAUGUCAAAAUUUCCAAUUGCCGUGAAAACGCAUGGAAAAAAAGAUUUGGAACACUCAUCGAAAGACAAGUGUACCAUUAAAUCGAGCGAUCGCGGCUGGUCGAUCUGGUACAGUUCUAGGAGAAAACAGAGCCUGAGUCCUCUUGCGCUCAGCAAGCUGGAAAUGAUUCAUCAAACUGUCUGGCAAAUGGAUGAAGCGAAGAUCUUCAAGUAUCCACUCUCCUGCGAUAAUAAGGAUGGCCAGUCUCUAUCCGCAGGAAUAAUGGAGGAUUACUGUAAGGUUGUUAAAAGCCCGAUGUUUCUCGAGAUCGUCGAGUACAAGCUGAAGAACCGGAUUUAUCAUAAAGUCGAGCACGCCGUAAAAGAUUUCCGUCGCAUUAUUCACAAUGCGAGAUUAUAUCAUCAGCAUGACGAUGAGCGAACCAAAAAGAUUGAGGUGCUCUCAAAGAAAUUGGAAGACUUGCUCGAGGAACAUUUCGACAAUUGGGAUUUUGAAAAUAUUACCGGCAGUCCAAGGGAAGAUUCAUCGGUGCAGAAAACGCGAUUGAAAACGAUCGGACAGAAACCGAACGCAGGACGUUGCGAUAGCGCAAAGAAGGGCACUUCUUCGUUGGUCAACGUGGAGAAUUCUUCGUUCCACUGACUUUUUUUCAUCUAAAUACAAACUCCAAAUCGAUCGAUUUAAAACACUAUCGCGUCGUGCUAACGAAACUAUAGCAUUAUCAUAUUACAUUGAAGUAUCGUAAUAAUUUCUUCAUCUAGUCACGAGUCAUUUUGUACGAUUAAUAAUAUCGUUUCUUUUCAUUUUCGAAAAUCGAUAACAAUAAUGUUCGAUGACUUGUAAACGCUUCGUUGAACUUUUCUGUCUCGACUUUCGAAGAGACGAUAUUCUGGACGAUUUCAUUGACUUUGAAAUGUGCGCGCGUGUAUUAUUCUGUUCAUUGAUAUAAUUCCAUCCCAUAUAACGAUAUCUUAAAAAAAACUGUAUUAAAUGUGUGAAAAUGUGUAUCGAUUGAUAUUUGAAUUUAUUCUUGUAGAAGAAAAAAAAAUAAUGCGCGAUAGUGAAAAGUACUAACAAUAAUAUAAUUUCCACGUUUUAUUAUUACGGCUUUAUUACUAAUGAAUCAUUUCGAUCUUUUAUUAACUUCGAUACUUUGGUUGAGGUAUCGUUCGAUCAGAAUAAUAUGAGAGAAUCAUGAAAUAUAAUAUAAUAUAUUAUAUUGACCAAA
This is a messenger RNA of Nylanderia fulva, 5344 nucleotides long. RefSeq lists its product as uncharacterized. NCBI's taxonomy places the organism in Eukaryota, Metazoa, Arthropoda, Insecta, Hymenoptera, Formicidae. The record is from RefSeq and is a predicted model, not a curated record. Gene Ontology annotation, molecular function: protein binding.